Messenger RNA from Linepithema humile (Argentine ant), 2313 nucleotides. RefSeq names its product iduronate 2-sulfatase (gene Ids). Gene Ontology annotation, cellular component: cytoplasm. NCBI's taxonomy places the organism in Eukaryota, Metazoa, Arthropoda, Insecta, Hymenoptera, Formicidae. The record is from RefSeq and is a predicted model, not a curated record. Gene Ontology annotation, molecular function: iduronate-2-sulfatase activity.
ACGGGCGAAAUUCGCGGACGCGGAUUCGCCGCUGGUUACGCGUUAGUGCGCGCCAACAUAUCGCGCGCCGCCACGGGCUGCUUUGGUGUCGGAAGAACGAAAACAAUAAUCAGCUGAUUCAGCGACGCGGUGAUGCAGGGACGUGGGAGGGGGGAGAGAACGGCGAGAGAGAGAGAGAGAGAUCGGUCCCGCGAUCGGAAACAAAAUGCGAACGUUCUUUGCUGCCAUUCAAAUUUGCACAAUUCAUUUUGCGCAAAAACAAGCUGCAAGAUGCGAAGAGUAAACACUUCCAGUAGAUGCUGCAUAUGAGGAAAAGGAGAACGCCUUUCUAGCGCAACACUGAACGCAAUUUUUUUUCCUAAGCCGCAUACAUUAAGCCGGUCUCACGAUGUUCACCGUGACCUGCUUUAAUUUAAUCGUAAUUGUGCUGAUACACAACACCGUCGCACGUCCUAAUUUCUUACUGAUUAUUGUCGAUGAUCUAAGGACCACUCUGAGAUGUUACGGUGACGCAAAUGCGUACACGCCGAAUAUAGAUGGCUUGGCUAAGGACAGCAUUAUCUUCAACGAAGCAUUCGCACAGCAAGCCUUAUGCGCGCCCAGCAGGAACUCCUUCCUGACGAGCAGAAGACCAGACACUCUUCGACUUUACGAUUUCUAUAAUUACUGGCGUGAUACAGUUGGUAAUUACACCACAUUACCGGAACACUUGAAGAACAAUGGAUACACCACGAUGUCCAUAGGGAAGGUAUUCCAUCCAGGUAUAAGUUCGAAUGGAUCCGACGACAGUCCUUAUUCCUGGACUGAGAAGCCUUUUCAUCCAUAUACAAAUCGGUACAAAAAUGCUCCUGUCUGCAAGACAACUUCGCAGUCAGAAGCGGCAACCAAUCUCAUAUGUCCGGUAUACGUCUCGGCCAUGCCAAACAAAACAUUGCCCGACAUCGAGACGUUGCGAGAAGCGAGGAAAUUCAUACGCAAGCAUAGAAGAGAUUCGAAUCCUUUCUUCCUGGCUGUCGGCUUUCAAAAACCUCAUGUACCGCUCAAGUAUCCUCAACGCUAUCUAAAGUACCAUCCGAUACAAAAAUUCAAGAUGCCUGAGCCGUAUCUGUGGCCAGACGACGUGAAUAAUGUUGCUUAUAAUCCCUGGACCGAUCUUCGAUGGAGAAGAGACGUGGCGAAGUUGAAACUGAAGUUUCCGUGGGAAAGAAUACCAGAGAAAUUUGGUAAGCUAAUUGUCCAAUCGUACUACGCGGCCGUGUCUUACAUCGACAAUAUGAUCGGCAAGCUCAUACAUCAGCUGCACGUUUCAAUGAUUCGAGAGAAUACUAUCGUAAUAUUAACAUCUGAUCACGGCUGGGCACUCGGGGAACACGCCACUUGGUCUAAAUAUAGCAACUUUGACGUUGCUGUGCAUGUACCUCUGAUAAUAUCGAUUCCAGCAGUCACAUUUAGCAUUGAUAAUUACAGCGAAUAUGCAAAAUCUGCAGAUCGCGCGAAAUAUAACGCAGCAGUGAGGAGCGGUGGUGGAUUUGGGAAUAAAACCGACUCGAAAUACAUGAUGUUGAAAUACGUCAGAAAGAUCGGCGCUUGGAAAACGUACAAAAAUACGGAAUACAUAAUCAAAGGUGAAAAGACUUUCCCGGGCAUUCAACAGAAAUGCAACAAAUGCGCGGAGAGCGGCGCAGUGAAUUCUAAAAAUUGUCGAGCGACAAACGCUGUCGUGGAACUCGUCGAUAUAUUUCCGACGAUCGCAGAUCUGGCAGGUGUUCCCAUACCGGUGUGCCAAACUAAUGAUCAACACUCGAGAAAUAUUUCCGCAUAUCGAAAGGAAGCGUCGAAUCCUUGCAGCGAGGGUAUCACGCUUUUACCGCUUAUAAAAAGUACGCUAAGGUGUCAGAAUACAUCUUGGAAGGAGGCGGCGUUCAGCCAAUACCCGAGACCGGGAAUUCAACCUACGUUACAUCCCAACAGCGAUAAGCCUCGUUUGAAAGACAUAAAUAUAAUGGGUUACACUUUGAAGACCGGCGAUUAUCGAUACACCGCGUGGAUACCGUUCGCGCACGAGACGUGCAAACCAGAUUGGGAUAUCAUUAUCGCAGAGGAACUGUACGAUCACAGAACUGACAGAGCGGAAGAUUUCAACAUAGUGGCUUCGCCGAAAAUGCUAAGCACGAAAAAAUAUCUUAGAUCAUUGUUAAGAAAAGGAUGGAGAAAUGCUCUUCCAAGAUCUUCAAAAUCUCAACACUAAUAUUUUCAUAUAACAUCAAACUAAAUAACGCAUUUAGCAUUGCAUCGCUGUGUUAUAGAUAUUUA